Molecule: messenger RNA, 3030 nt
Organism: Archocentrus centrarchus (flier cichlid)
Lineage: Eukaryota; Metazoa; Chordata; Actinopteri; Cichliformes; Cichlidae
Product: zinc finger protein 239-like
Exons: 2
Coding region: 157-1098 (313 amino acids)
Biological process (GO): regulation of transcription by RNA polymerase II
Molecular function (GO): DNA-binding transcription factor activity, RNA polymerase II-specific; RNA polymerase II cis-regulatory region sequence-specific DNA binding
Source: RefSeq, a predicted model, not a curated record
ACAUAUACUCCUGCACCAUAACCCUCUCGCUGCAGAAGAUAAGUUGCUGUGUGAGUGCCCCUUGGGUUCUUGGAUGUCAGCUAAACACUUCCCUCCUCUUUUCAGGGCCAGGGGUGUCUGAAAAGCACAAGCAGCUCUCAGAGCCUGGAGGAAAAGAUGGAUGAAGUCCAAGGCAACAACCCGGGAAAACACAGUCCCUCCCAGAGGCAGCUGGAUUGGCAGGACAACAGCAAGACUGAAGACAUGGAGCAGCCAUCUUGCUCUACAAACCAAACCACAAAUGCAUCAUUCAACCAAAUCAGUACCAAUUCAGCUGUUUUCCCAACGGUUUCCAAGAUGGCUCAAAGUGACAAGGAAUGGUCGGGCCCUAUGUCAAAGCUUGAUGGCACUGCAGUCAGCUCACUGCCAUGUGGGGUGGAGAACAGAUGUGGUAGGAUGUGGCCAUCAGUAGGAGGUAGAGAUCAAGGAGCAGAUGAAGUAACACCUCUCAGCAGAGUGAGGUCACAUUAUCAGCCAUUGUUCUGUAUUCAGGUUAAUGAGCCACCCGAUGGUGUGAAGUUUAAACGUAAUGCAGCUCAUAGUAAUCACAGCUCUCCUGUUGGUGUAGAAACAGUGGACUCUCAGCACCAGCAAACACAGCCGCCAUGGUCUGAGAUGCAGCAGAUGGACAACUUAUCCAGUCAAAACAGCAUUUAUCAAGUACCCAGCAGUCAGAAGCAGGAGUCUGGGUCAGCACACCCCCAGCAGAAACAGCCCUGCCUCCCCUAUGCCUGUACCUUCUGCUCACGCCGUUACCCCCACCAGUGUCAGCUGCGCAUCCACGAGCGUGUUCACACACGGGAGAAGCCGUACCAGUGCACCCAGUGUGGUAAAAGCUUUGGCCAAUUCUGCAGCCUCAAGCGCCACCAGAUGGUCCACACAGGAGAGAGACCAUUCCCCUGCCCUCAAUGUGGGAAGCAGUUCUCCACCUCCACCAAUCUGAAGGUCCAUCAAAGUGUCCACACCGGGGAAAAGAGAUUCCACUGCUCCAAGUGUGGCAAAAACUUCUCCUUCCUCAGUAACUUGAUCCGGCACCAGGCUCUGCACACAGCCAAGUAGAGGACAAAGGGCAGGGAUGAUUUAAUUUAAUCUACUGUACCUAGGGGGGAAAAAUAACAUGAACAUAGUACAUUGUCUUUACACAGAAAGCAUUUUAGUUGUGCUUUUUUUAGAUGUGCCAUGUAUGUUAGAAACAAAUAAUGUUCCUUUUUCAGUCCAGCUGUCUUUGCAUCAGACUGCCACAACAUUAUAACUGCUGACGAGUGAACAACAUUGAUUAUCUUGUUAGUGCAAUGUCUUGCUGGGAGUACUGGCACUGAUGUAUCAUCACACUCCCCUGACAAGUGUGUGAGAAUAGGUAUUUGACUAAGCUCCCACAAUAGCUGUGUCCCAAUUCAGGGGCUGCAUCCUUUGAAGGAUGCGGCCUACAAAGGCUGAAGACUGGAACCAAGCAGCUGUUAGCCUUUAGAUAUGAUAACCAGGUGUUCCUGCCCAUAUCCCAACAUCCCAGAGCAUAGCUCCUGUAAUCUGUGACAGUGAUAAUGACUGAACUGUCUGGAAAAAAAUGGGAAAGAGAGCCAGAAAUUUUGCUAGGAUUUAUUUAUUUUAUCAUUUAGGAGGUUCAGCAGCUGGAGUUUAGGGCAAGAGGUAAGAUACACCCUGAACAGGUCACCAGUCUGUCGCAGGGUUAACACAGAAAGACAGACCCAGAUCUUAUCUUAAUGCUAAAAAUUCAUUGUUCUCCAGACCCCUGUAAGGCAGGAUUAACUGGAGUGUACCAGACCUGGACUGGUUCCUCAUCCAGAAGGACGUCAGGCCUCAUUUUCAGUUGAGCAUGGAUUCUGUGGCAGUGCUGCUUGAUCUACUGAACCAGGAUCAGAGGCCCUGGUUUUCCUUUUCUGGCUGCUGCGUGGGGCAUCCUACAGGAUGGUCUCCAGGGUGUUUGGGAUGCUUCAUUCCAUUGUCCACCACAUUGUCCAUAAAGUCAGAGACGAGUUAGUGGCCAUUCACCACCAGAUCACCCACCUCCCAAAAACAGUUGGCUGCUGCCAUGUCUGCAUCCAGAACUUCAAGUGGCACUGAUAGUCAGUUGGAGGAAACUGUUUCCGUCCAUCAUUCUAAAGGUGGUUUGUGACCGUCAGGGCCAAUGUAGAUUGGCUUGGUCAGUGCAUGACUCCAGGGUGCUCUGCCACAGCUACUCACAGUCACUCCUCCAAGGCAUUUUAUCCUCACCUGUUUGAAGGCAGGCAGUGGUGCUCUCUGGCAGGAUCAGUUAUCUGCUGAGGUGUCUGACCUGAAAGUGGUACCACCAGACAGUGACUACAGUUAGCUGCCAGGUACAAAAUUGUAAAUUUAGGAUUUAAAGUUCUUUGUUAAACUGUUUUGUCUGCUGUAAUGUAACUAGUAUUAUAGUAAUACUUUGUACGUGUCUCCUAUGAUUGCCUCUUGCCAAAUACAUCUUGGUGACACGGCAGCCAUUAAUUGAGCCAGCCCUGCAAACAAUUCAGUAGACAUUGGAAAGAAGUGUCCCAAAGCACCCUCUGCAGACCACCCUGUGUGAUGUUCCACUUGCUUGCCAGAAAAGAUGUGCCACAAGUCUAAGUUGUAGCACCCCAUCCAUGUCUCCAAUCCUGGUUCAGCAGAUUCAGCAAUACUGGCAGGGACUCCCUGUUCAGGGAAACAUCAGGCUUGUUGUCCGGGACCGGGUCAUUCGGGUUAAUCAUGCAGUGUCCUUUUCCAUCUGUAGGCAUUCUCUCAGCCUCCUUAAGUAGUCCAUUUCCUUCCCACUAGUAACCUCAGGCUCAAGAGGUCUCUCCCCUGUCUGUGAACCUACCACCUCUGCUACACGAGGCCAGUGUUGCUCUAUUGGUAGUGGUAGGCCUUUACCUUGAGUCCCUAGUGCUGAUGCCUCAGUCCAUUUUGGGUGUCGCCCCAUCCUCAGCCAGACCUUCACCUGAGCCAGGGUUGCAUCUGCCUCCUGCGGUUGCCUCA